Paramuricea clavata is the source of this 1693-nucleotide messenger RNA. The record is from the annotation of a GenBank genome assembly. NCBI's taxonomy places the organism in Eukaryota, Metazoa, Cnidaria, Anthozoa, Malacalcyonacea, Plexauridae.
UGAUCAAUUUGCAGAUAUUUCGACAUGGGAAGAAAUCACUUAUAAUAUCUGACAGUAAUUGAAAUUUCGUCUCGUGAUCUCAUCUUCUUGGAAAAUUCACAUUCUCGUGAUCUCAUCUUCUUGGAAUAUUCCCCGAUAUUAUAUAUUACACGACAGUUUUACUUCGAAUUAUUUCUCAAAUUAUUAAUUUUUAUAUGAUUAAUAAAACUAAUAUAUAGAAUGUUGUUUCAAGUUUAGCUCGAUUAAAACAUCCUGUCACUAGGUUAAUGUUGAAACGUUUAUCGUUUAGAAUAUCUUAUUUUGAUGUAGCAUUAUUGCACAAUAUUGCACUGUAUAUAUUCUUCCCAGAAUUCAACAGGAAACUAUUACCUCGAUCAAUGUGAAAAUACUGAAGGUAAUUUCCCAGGAAAAUGGUAGCAUACUCAAAAGUCAAAACUUAAAGCAUUUAUACUUAGAAUUGAUUUCGCAAGAAUUAUUUUUGUUGAUAAGUCAAAUGUUCUAGCAUUCUAUUUAUCCAGCUAUGUAUCGACCACAGGCAGAUUCUCGAGUCCACAAGAAUAGAUCGCCGAGUUAGCACUAGCGUUUUCAUAAUGUAUUUGGCAAGAAAAUGUACCAUCAUGUGACACAUACCGCAUGAAAUCAUGUGAUGUGUGGGUGUUAGAAUUAGAAAUAAGUUGGUCGUUUCAAGAUCUGGAACAAAGCUCAUAGUGAACGUCUCCAGCUCACAGUGAACAUCAGAUUGUCAUCAAAAUGGAAGAAUCACAAACUGUCAAGAAUGGUCGAAUAUAUUUAGAAAACAAACGAACCAUUAUGUUGGGAAUCAGUCCUGGAAAUUCGUUUUUCUACAAAGUGGAGAAUCUUCAAAAAAUGUUUCAAUUUGCGACGGAAAACUCUGAUCAGAAGGUAAGAUUAAUAAUACAAAGGAUUGGAUUUAUUUUAACACUCCACAGACGGUUACACCAUUUGCUGCACGAGUGAAAGCCAGCCACACUUUCAAUAAUUGUGCAUUUUCUCUCUAAGAUCUUGCUGUUUCUGACGGAUAAACUAUCUGAACACAACUACAGAGCUAUUCGUAGUAGGAAUCCAGAGAAGUCUGCCAGAAUGAAUGCAAAUCGUCUUCGAAAUAAAUGUCAAGAAGCUAUGCACUCUUGUGGAAUACAAAAUGAAUCGACUGAAUACAUCGAUUGGAGUCGUGAUAUCGAAACCUCAGACUCGUACAUCAAUGCUCUAAACUAUGUGAAACAUUUAUACGAAGUGAAUGAUCAGUUUCAGAAGGAUAUCCAGGGGUGCACCCAGCUUGCUCUUGUCUCACUGAAAAAUGGCCGCGAAGAAAACAUGUCGGAGAACAGGAGGAAUACCGCAAUUGAUUUAGAAGAAGGCGUCGAAUACCUGUUGAAAGAAGUGGCUUUCCUUUCUGUAGUUAGUGAAAUCUAUGAAAGGUGUGAGGAAUACGUGGUAGUCUAUCACCGGUCAUUGCCUGUCAUAGAGAGAUAUUUUGACGGAAAAUACGACAAUGUCUCCAGGCCUUGUUUGGGUUUUUAUGUUCUAGAAUAGAUCCACGGCCUAAACUAUAAUAAUGCAGAAGUUAGACCUUAUAUAUUCACGAAUUCGAUUUAUAUUUAACAUUGGGAAGUUAGAGUUUCAUGUUUAAGAUUAAAGUUUAAAUUGAAAUUUGUAAUCAAUAUUGAAUAUA